AUUUUUAGUCAACUCGUACUGUACGCAUGCAGCCAUGUGACGAUAAUAACACUUUAGUCACGUGGCUUUAUGCUGUAUUUCGGCCGUCGCUCCUCGGCGCAAAAUGCAGAAGAUCAUGAUGAUCAUGCAGAAAGCGCAGCGGAACAGUGUUUAAAUUAGUUCAGCACAAGAAGAAAGAGAAUGUGCUGAGAAACCAGGCGGGAAAUGGCGACGAAACGGAGGGAAAGGGCAGCUCCUUCCAGAGCAGGCGCUGUUUGGUCGCCUACAGCCGCCGUGGGGCUCUGAGGACUGGCCUGGAUCCAGGAGGACGCCGGAGAGGAGCCCUCCAGCGAGCGGGCAGCGCUCAGCCGAGCAUCCGCGCCUGACUUGCGGCUCGAUCGGCAGCUCAGCCGGCGGGGAUCUGCGCUCCUCUGCCCCCCGCGCGUACCGUGGCGUGGAGCGCUUGGCAAGGAACGGGGACACACGCGCUAGCCCGCUUCCUAGGCUAGAGGAUCGAUCGCACCGCUCCCACGGACGUGCGCGGAGGAGAUGUGCCACGGGCUGCGCGCUCAGCUCCUCUGACGCGACCCGCAGUCCCGCACCCCGGGCGCCGCGGUCAUGAGCCUUCUCGGCGCGUACAAGAAGAAGGGCGCCUACGACGGAUAUGAAUCGCUGCAGCUGGUGGACGCCGGCUCUGCGCCCGAGCCCGGGGGAGAGCGCGGCUUCAGCACCGCGGACAGCGCAGGCACUUCAUCUCCAGAUAUGGAUGCCAACUACAGCAGUGGCCUGCUGGACAUGGUGAAAGGGGGAGCCGGCAAGUUCUUCAGCAACUUCAAGGAUAACCUGAAAGACACCCUGAAGGACACGUCCACCAAAGUAAUGCACCAGGUUGCAAAUUAUACAAAAGGGGAACUGGACAUUUCCUACAUCACGUCAAGAAUUAUAGUGAUGUCAUUUCCUUCUGAAACAGUGGAGAUUAGCUACAGGAACCACAUAGAGGACAUGCGAUCCUUCCUCGAUUCUCGGCACAUGGACCACUACACGGUCUUCAACCUCUCCCAAAGGAACUACCGUGGCACCAAGUUCUCCAACAGGGUGUCCGAAUGCAGCUGGCCAGCCAGACAAGCCCCGAGCCUCCACAAUUUGUUUGCCGUUUGUAAGAACAUGCACAACUGGCUUCGACAGAACCCCAAGAACGUCUGUGUGAUCACCUGCAUGGAUGGACGAGGACCCUCCGGAGUCCUAGUCUGUUCCAUGUUCUGCUUCUGCCACCUUUUCAACAACCCAGUUCCUGCCAUGCAGCUCUUGAGCGCCAAGAAGCCUGGAUCGGGUCUCUGGCCCUCACACAGGAGGUACAUCGGCUACGUAUGCAGCAUGGUUUCAGAAAAACCGACGCUCCCCCACAGCAAGCCCCUGCUCAUCAAAACUGUAACCAUGAGCCCUGUUCCCUGCUUCAACAAGCAGCGCAGUGGCUGCCGGCCUUUCUGCGACGUGCUGCUUGGAGAGACCAGGAUCUUCACCACGGCGCAGGACUAUGAAAAGAUGAGAGAGCAUCGAGUGCAAGAAGGAAAAGUUGUCUUCCCUAUAGGUGUGAGUGCUCAAGGCGAUGUGGUGAUCUCCGUCUACCACAUGCGGUUCACGAUUGGAGGGCGGCUCCAGGCAAAGGUUUCCAACACACAGAUAUUCCAGAUCCAGUUCCACACUGGGUUCAUUGCUCCAGGCACGACUGUUUUAAAAUUUAUUAAGCCAGAGCUGGAUGCCUGUGACUCACCGGAGAAGUACCCCCAGCUGUUCCACGUGGUCCUGGAAAUGGAGGUGGAGAGCACAGAGAAACAGAAGGACCUCACUCCACCCUGGGAGCAAUUCCCCAGCAAGGACUUGAGUCCCAGCAUCCUCUUCUCCUGCCACCAGGAGUACCUGGAUGCACUGGCUAUCGCAGAGCCUGGGAGAUCCACCAGUGGCACAGACAACCGAUCUGGUCAGGCCAACGAUGAGAGCGAGCCUUCAGAUGAUGAGAUGCUCUCCCUGUCAAGCCAGCAGAGCAACGUUAGCAAUGAGAAGGGUGGUGGCCUUCUGGCCACAGCCAAGAAGCCUGAAGUGCAGCCUCCGAUGGCCCCGCCCCCCUUGGAGGAUGUGGACCUGCUGGGCCUAGACGGUGGUCCUGAUGACCACACCAGCACCUCCCCUCAGCCACCAACCAACACUGAGCUGCUCAGUGACCUGUUUGGGGCCUGCCCCCAGCAAAGCAACAGCUCUGCAUCCACACAGUCCACCCCCCGAAAGUCUACCACUUCACCGUCUCCUUGUCCAUCACCCCACCAUGCAGACAGUUUUGAUCCUUUUGGUACCAGUUCCAGCCCCAAACAGCAGGAGUUUAUGGGCUUGUUACUCGGGCCAGGUAACACGGGCCAGUUGGAUCCUUUCCUGCAUGCAGCACGAUCUCCAUCCCCCACCAUGCAGAACACAAGCAUGGGCCGGAACUCCCCGGUGCCCCCCACCACACCGUCCAUCCAGCAGCAGAAGCCAAUGGGAACGUGGGACUGGAACAAGCCAGCAUCUCCAGGAGGCUUUGGGAUGGGAAGCAAGUCAGCCAGCACUAGCCCUUCUGGGUCAAUCCACAGCACACCAACUCAUCAAGCCAAACCCAACACAUCUGACCCGUUUGCUGACCUCGGGGGACUAGGCGCUUGUCUGGGAGGAGGCUCUGGCUUCUCCAGCAAGGCCACCACCCCGACAGGUUCUGGGGGUGCCUUCCCGCCCGCGAGCUGUCCGCAGCGGCCGUCUCCACAGCAUUCUGCGAGUGGAGGCUGGCAGCCUGGCACCAGCUUCCCCUCUUGGCAGCCUGGUGGGGGAUCACAGUGGCAGCCCCACCAACAGCAAGCGAAGCCCACAGCUUCAUCCAUGUCCCACUCCUCCCCCCAGAACCGACCCAAUUACAAUGUCAACUUCUCAAGCAUGAGUGGAGCCUCCCCCAGUGCAGCCGGCAAACAGACCUCCAACAUGGGGAGCAAGCCUAAAGUGACAGAUGUCAGCUUUGAUGACCUUCUGUCUGGACAAGGGUUCCCUGGCACUAAGGAGAAGAAGGGUCCAAGGACCAUAGCUGAGAUGAGGAAGGAGGAGAUGGCUAAGGAGAUGGACCCAGAAAAGCUGAAGAUCCUGGACUGGAUCGAGGGGAAGGAGCGCAACAUCCGGGCCCUGCUCUCCACCAUGCACACGGUCUUGUGGGAAGGCGAGACCCGCUGGAAGCCUGUGAGCAUGGCUGACCUUGUCACUCCGGAACAGGUCAAGAAGGUGUACCGCAGGGCCGUGCUGGUGGUCCAUCCAGACAAGGCCACUGGACAGCCCUAUGAACAAUAUGCCAGGAUGAUUUUUAUGGAAUUGAAUGACGCCUGGUCCGAGUUUGAAAGCCAAGGACAAAAGGCCCUUUACUGACGCUGGACAGGAUCUAUGUUGCUGUCCUUUGCCUGCGGCUCAUCACAAGAGUAAGGACCUCUUACGUCCGUGCUGUUGCUCUUCCCUCCUCCCUUUCCGCAACGUUAUCGUCACAAGGAUUUGGCUCCAUUGGGACCUCAAUGUGUAGGUGCUAACUGCACAGCUGCGUGGGCAUAAGGCUAAGCCAUUCACUAUGUGCUCACUCUGAUGUUAGAGGUGAACUUGUUCUGCAUUUUUAUGACUCCUGACCUUAAAAAAAUCAUACUAAGUGUGAUAUAGCGAUAACUGAGAACAUGUAUUGAUCUUCACAGUUGAUGAGAGACUGGAUAGUCGCUGUCUAAGAUCCAUGAUAUGUCUAACUAUGCACUGGGAACAAAUUUGUGUUUAAUACAAGAAUACGAGCAGAACUUUGUUGAGGCAAGGAACCAUAGUACCCUUGCAUGAAUACAUGAGAAACAUGGAAAUAAAUGCAAUGUGAAAAUUUU
Scleropages formosus (Asian bonytongue) is the source of this 3896-nucleotide messenger RNA. RefSeq names its product DnaJ (Hsp40) homolog, subfamily C, member 6 (gene dnajc6). Gene Ontology annotation, cellular component: postsynaptic density; vesicle; cytoplasm. The record is from RefSeq and is a predicted model, not a curated record. The coding region runs from base 598 to 3411 and encodes 937 amino acids. Gene Ontology annotation, biological process: clathrin-dependent endocytosis; synaptic vesicle uncoating. The transcript is spliced from 18 exons. Gene Ontology annotation, molecular function: clathrin binding. Lineage: Eukaryota; Metazoa; Chordata; Actinopteri; Osteoglossiformes; Osteoglossidae.